AUGACGACAAGUACCGACGUGACGACUAACUUCACGGCAAAUGAGGACAGCUACGAGGCGCUAGCGACGCUAAAGGCCUGCGGAUGGUUGGUCCUGCUUCUCUAUGUGCCUCUGUCCUUGGCCGUCGCAUGGCGUACCUCACUACAUUUCCUGCACUCGAAUCGCAGUGCCAAGAAGGUUUUUCACGUGAUGCUGCUAGUGUCAAUGCUGUUGCAGUUGCCAGAGGCCGUCGAGUGGAUCUGGUACCCGCUGUCGCAGAGCUGGGAGGCCACAUACCUCUGUCGCCUCUACUCGCUGCUCUUGCUGUCCUUCUGCAAAUCGUACCUAGCUGUCUGCUGGGCCGGCGUGGUGUCAGCAGGUCAGCGAAUGGCAAAGCGACGUAUUUCCAAGCUGGUCGCCGUGCUCAACUCGCUGUUGGUGCUGUGGGGCCUGCUGGUGCCCGUCUUACUGUUUCGAUACGAAGACGACGUGUACGAUCAGUACAGCUUUAUGAACAGCAAGCUUCGGGGCGUGCUGACGUACUCAGGUGCGAUUGUCGUGCUGGCGUACGGGGUCCUGCUGAGCUAUCACGGCUUUCGUUUGCGUCGACGUCUGCUGCUUGCCCGCGGCACCGUUCCUGCUGCCAGCGUGGAGAAGUCUCUCAAGCAGCUUAUGCUCGCCAUCUCCAUUUUCAUUGUCUCGGACGUGGUUCGCUUGCUGGCGUUAUUACUCAACGAGUCUGCCGUUGCCAUGUCCAUGACCGUAUACCUCAUCUUAUGCAACAUCAUUCCGAACGUUUUUCCAACCAUUUGCAUGGUGUACCUUAUGAGGAGAGUCACGGGCAAGGGUGACAAGGACGUGGAGACCAGCCACAUGAAGGGACUUCGUGGCAAACGCACGCUGUCAAAAUACAUGACUGACCCUGACUCUGACGGAAGUAGCAGAGGAAGCACUGGCGGCGAGACUACUCGCGCCUACGAAGACAACGCCAUUGUGAGAGCGCAAUGGGAACUUCAAGUCCAGCAACAAUAUAUUUGUCAUCAACAAGAUCAGAUCCAGAGCGAUAGGGAAGCAGAGCAGUCUCCGGCAUCCUGCUGGGUCCGUGAGUCCGUGGAGAUUCGUUGA
This is a messenger RNA of Peronospora farinosa, 1104 nucleotides long. Lineage: Eukaryota; Oomycota; Peronosporomycetes; Peronosporales; Peronosporaceae. The record is from the annotation of a GenBank genome assembly.